Fukomys damarensis (Damara mole-rat) is the source of this 5269-nucleotide messenger RNA. RefSeq names its product importin 11 (gene Ipo11). The record is from RefSeq and is a predicted model, not a curated record. Gene Ontology annotation, cellular component: cytosol; nuclear envelope. Gene Ontology annotation, molecular function: small GTPase binding. NCBI's taxonomy places the organism in Eukaryota, Metazoa, Chordata, Mammalia, Rodentia, Bathyergidae. Gene Ontology annotation, biological process: protein import into nucleus. Bases 208 to 3135 code for a protein of 975 amino acids. The transcript is spliced from 31 exons.
UCUGCCUGACGAGGUCUGCGGUGUGUGGCGCUAUCUGCUUGUGGCUUAAUGGCUCAGUAUUCUUUGUGCUGUCUUCUUGAACCUGGAAGACUCUACUGCAUUUCCGGAUGAUUUUGGCUAAGUGACCAGUGAGUUUUCCAGAGUCCUGCAUUCAUCCUACCCUCUUGGUGGGGAAAAGAUGCCUGGAGUUUAAUCUUUGAGGUUUCCAUGGAUCUUAAUAGUGCCAGCACAGUAGUUCUUCAAGUCUUAACACAGGCUACCAGUCAGGACACUGCUGUUUUAAAACCAGCUGAGGAGCAGUUGAAGCAGUGGGAGACACAGCCAGGAUUCUAUUCAGUGUUGCUGAAUAUUUUCACCAAUCACAGCUUGGAUAUAAAUGUAAGGUGGCUUGCUGUGCUGUAUUUUAAACAUGGAAUUGACCGUUACUGGAGACGUGUAGCACCUCACGCUCUCUCAGAAGAGGAGAAAUCUACAUUGCGUGCAGGGCUCAUCACCAACUUCAAUGAGCCAAUAAACCAGAUUGCAACUCAGAUUGCCGUGCUAAUUGCAAAAGUGGCUAGAUUGGAUUGUCCUAGACAGUGGCCUGAACUCAUUCCCACUCUUAUAGAAUCUGUGAAAGUUCAAGAUGAUCUUCGACAGCACAGAGCGUUACUUACCUUCUAUCAUGUUACUAAGACACUGGCAUCCAAACGUCUAGCUGCUGAUAGAAAACUGUUUUAUGAUUUAGCUUCUGGAAUUUAUACUUUUGCCUGUUCUCUGUGGAAUCACCAUAUGGACACAUUCCUGCAACAGGUUUCUUCUGGCAAUGAAGUUGCAGUUCUUAGUUCACUAGAACGAACUCUACUGUCAUUAAAAGUGCUGCGUAAGCUAACUGUAAAUGGAUUUGUGGAACCUCAUAAGAAUAUGGAGGUAAUGGGUUUUUUACAUGGAAUAUUUGAACGUCUAAAACAGUUUCUGGAAUGUAGUAGAAAUAUAGGUACAGAUAAUGUAUGUAGAGACAGAUUGGAGAAAACCAUCAUUCUUUUUACUAAAGUGCUUUUGGACUUCUUGGAUCAACAUCCUUUUUCAUUUACACCUCUAAUUCAGAGAUCACUGGAAUUUUCUGUAAGCUAUGUUUUUACUGAAGUUGGUGAAGGCGUUACGUUUGAACGAUUCAUUGUCCAGUGCAUGAAUCUUAUUAAGAUGAUUGUCAAAAAUUAUGCUUAUAAGCCUUCCAAAAAUUUUGAAGAUAGCAGCCCUGAAACUCUUGAAGCCCAUAAGAUUAAGAUGUCAUUUUUUACGUAUCCCACUUUAAUGGAGAUAUGUAGAAGAUUGGUUUCUCAUUAUUUUUUAUUAACUGAAGAAGAACUGACAAUGUGGGAAGAAGAUCCAGAAGGCUUUACAGUGGAAGAAACAGGUGGAGAUUCUUGGAAAUAUAGUUUGAGACCUUGCACUGAAGUACUAUUUAUAGAUAUAUUCCAUGAAUAUAAUCAAACUCUGACUCCUGUACUUCUGGAAAUGAUGCAAACUCUUCAAGGGCCCACCAAUGUGGAAGAUAUGAAUGCACUGUUAAUCAAAGAUGCUGUGUAUAAUGCCGUUGGAUUAGCUGCUUAUGAGCUGUUUGAUAGUGUUGAUUUUGAUCAGUGGUUUAAAAACCAACUUCUUCCAGAAUUACAAGUCAUUCACAAUAGGUAUAAGCCAUUGAGACGCAGGGUGAUUUGGCUGAUUGGUCAGUGGAUUUCUGUAAAAUUCAAAUCUGAUUUAAGACCCAUGCUAUAUGAAGCAAUUUGUAACUUACUUCAAGAUCAAGAUUUAGUGGUCCGAAUAGAAACGGCUACAACUCUGAAGUUGACUGUUGAUGAUUUUGAAUUUAGAACAGAUCAAUUUCUACCAUAUUUGGAGACCAUGUUCACACUACUUUUUCAGUUGCUGCAGCAAGUUACAGAAUGUGACACAAAGAUGCACGUUUUACAUGUCCUUUCUUGUGUGAUUGAAAGAGUCAACAUGCAGAUACGGCCAUAUGUAGGAUGUUUGGUACAGUAUUUGCCUCUUCUUUGGAAGCAGAGUGAAGAACACAAUAUGCUGAGAUGUGCUAUUCUGACAACACUUAUUCACCUUGUUCAGGGAUUAGGAGCAGACAGCAAGAACCUGUACCCUUUCCUGCUCCCAGUUAUCCAACUGAGUACUGAUGUUUCCCAGCCUCCACAUGUCUAUCUUCUGGAAGAUGGUUUAGAAUUAUGGUUAGUAACAUUGGAAAACAGUCCAUGUAUUACACCAGAGUUGCUUCGUGUAUUUCAGAAUAUGUCACCACUACUUGAGCUAAGUUCAGAAAAUCUCAGAACCUGCUUUAAGAUUAUCAAUGGUUAUAUUUUUUUAUCAUCCACAGAAUUUUUACAGACAUAUGCCAUAGGUCUUUGUCAGUCCUUUUGUGAGCUAUUAAAGGAAAUUACUACAGAAGGUCAAGUUCAAGUGCUCAAGGUUGUGGAAAAUGCCCUUAAAGUGAACCCAGUAUUAGGCCCACAAAUGUUUCAGCCAAUUUUACCCUAUGUUUUCAGAGGUAUCAUAGAAGGAGAGAGGUAUCCUGUAGUCAUGUCCACAUAUCUUGGAGUUAUGGGUCGAGUUCUACUUCAGAAUGCUAGUUUCUUUUCUUCACUGCUUAAUGAGAUGGCACGUAAAUUUAACCAGGAGAUGGACCGGCUUUUGGGAAACAUGAUUGAAAUGUGGGUUGAUAGACUGGACAACAUUACCCAGCCUGAAAGAAGAAAGCUUUCAGCUUUGGCUUUGCUUUCACUUCUGCCAUCUGAUAAUAGUGUUAUCCAAGAUAAAUUCUGUGGGAUCAUAAAUAUCUCCGUGGAGGGCCUUCAUGAUGUCAUGACAGAAGACCCUGAGACAGGAACGUAUAAAGACUGUAUGUUGAUGUCUCAUCUUGAGGAACCAAAAAUAACAGAAGAUGAAGAACCACCAACAGAACAAGAUAAGAGGAAAAAGAUGCUGGCCCUGAAGGACCCUGUGCACACAGUGUCACUGCAGCAGUUCAUCUACGAGAAACUCAAGGCACAGCAGGAGGUCCUGGGAGAACAAGGCUUCCAGUCUCUCAUGGAAACAGUGGACACAGAGAUUGUCACCCAGCUGCAAGAGUUUUUGCAAGGAUUCUAAGAGCACAUGCCACAUGACCAUCAACUUUCUGAGACAAGCUGAAUAACCCAAUCUGUCAACUGUUUGUGCAAGCCUGCUGAAAUGAAAGGUCACUUAUGUAUGAAGAUGAAACAGAGACACACACUUUUUUUUUUACUAUAAAAUAUAAAGAUAAAAAUGUAAAUUCCAUAUAACUAAAAUCACAGACCUAUUCCUCAGAAGAAUUUAAUUUUAUAUUUAUAAAGGGGCCCUGUGUUUAGUAGAGGUGUAGUAAUUGACAGUAGCUACUUAAUUUCCUGUUAAGAGAAGGUACUUCGAUUAUCUUUUAAUCAUGUACUCUGGAAAAGAUGAAGGUUAAUGUCUGAGAUGUUUUUCUGUAACCAAAUUUAGUUAAAAUUGGCUGCUUUGUCUUUUCUUCAGCUGAUGAAACAAGUUGAAAAAUGGACAAAGCUGUUUAGAUGAUUCCAUUAAAGAAAUGCGUGCACCAGGCAAAAAUAUAUAAAUAGUGACAAAUAUACAUUCCCAAGAUUAUCUUGCAACGGAGUUGUGUUCAUCCUGACAGAGAAAACAUAUUUUAUUAGACAAAUUUAUUUUCAUUCUAGUAAUCUGGCAUUUUUUUCUUGUUUUAUAUUCAGUAAAGACAUUUAGUCCGUAAGUAUACAUUAUAAGGCCACAAACCUGUAGUACCAGGUGAGAGACCUAUGUCCUUUUCGUGUUUAUUCCUAAAAGCCAGAAGCCCUGUGAGUACUGCGCUUCUCCCAGUGCCCUGUGCUGUGUCAGUCCACAUGCUGUAGUGGCUGUUCAGCACUUGUCCACCUCAGGUCCCUCAAUUAGCGAUGCAUCAGGGCCUCAGAAGACUGGCAGCAGUCCCCAGGUUGCCAACACUGGUAUAACUAGUCUUCCUUCCUUAUUCCUCCAUCAAGCAGUACAUAAAAUGGGGAAAAGGACAAAAUAAAGCCUUACUUUGUUGUAUUUGCCAUUUAUUGUAAGGAAUCUUUAAAGCAUUUUUUUAGAAAAUACAAGCAAGGUUGGAAACUAUCUUAUCUUUCUAUAGAAAGUUGGGUACAAUAUGUAACUGAGAAACCCACUGUCCCUUUGUAAGCUGUAGAACUCAAAAUGUCUGGGAAUAUUUGAUGUUUUCAGCAAGGAAAGAAAAUAUGGUCCAAAUUAAAUUUUCCAAAGAUACUUCACCUUGGACUGAUUUGUAUGAUUAUGUUUUUUGCCUCAAUCAAAAAGAAAAUCAUAAAAAUUGCCAGUGAAUUAUAGGGGGAGAUUUUCUUCUAUACAGUGGACCAUCAGGUUCCACCCAACCUGAUGUAUGAGCAAGUUGGGUUAUGACUGGAAUUUUAGUUUUCACUUAUGAGCAAAAUCUUGAGUUACAACCCGAAUGCCAGCUGCUUAUGCUUCCAUAUGGUUUCAGAUACAGAAUUAACCCUUAAAGAGUUCUGUAAAAUGCUUUAAAAAUUUAUGUAUCUUGAAUUUUUUUGUGCUCAAGAUAUACAGUGUUGUUGAUAGAACUCUGUUCAUGAGUACAACUUUACAGCAAAUACAUUGUGUCUUGGUCACACAGUUCAGCCUGUUGUGGCUCCUAUUCAAGGUUUCCAUUGAAUGAAUAUAUUUCUAUUUGAUUGAUUUUAUAUUUAAGAGUUUGUGCCCACCUCUGACCAGAGCCCCUAUGACCAACAGUAACAUUUUGAAGUUUUAUCAUAAAUUGAACUCUCGAGUAUUUUUAGAGAAAAACAUCAUUACAUGCUAAAAUACUUCUAUAAUUAUUCUUGAAAAAUCUUCCCUUUUUGAUCUUUAUUCGUUUAUCCAACUAGUAUCUGUUGAGUUCUUGGUUUUGCCUUAAUGCUUUCUACUUGCCUUCGGAGGUAGGGCAGGGUACCUACUUUCAUGAAGUUGUACAGUUCAGGAGUCACACAAACUUGCCAACAAGCCAUAAGAAAAUGGAAUUUCUGAUGGAAGUGCAGGGUGCUGGGGAAGGAGACUGUGUACAAAAGAAACUGGUGCCAUCACUGGCUUAUUUAGGAGCCAUUUAAAGCUUGCUCUCAAAAGGCAUAAUUUGGUAAGGUUAUUUAAAAGUAAAUGGCACUGUACUCAAACUGGGAGCUCCAUAGUCAACAGUUACUUGAAAUCACUAACAUACAAAGUCAUC